GGCGGCGGCCGGGGAGUCCGGCCUCCGAGUGGCCUCCUCCCGCGCCGGGGUGGCGUGGGCUGCCUCUCCAGGUAGUCCGGCGGGCCCGGCGGGCGGGGGAACAUGGCGCUUUGCCCACCUUUUCUCCAAGUUAGGAGGGCGGAGAAGGCGGCGAAGGCGGCGGCGGCGGCAGCGGCCGGAGCCGGGAGACAGCCAGCCCUUUUGUACACAACCCAUGAGGAGGGACAUUUUUCCCUCCACCCGCCCCACUGGAGACCGUGUCCUUGGCACUGGGGUCCUUGGGAACCCCGAGCUUUGGGGGUGAGAGCCCCCUCCAAGCGAGGGCCCUCCGGUCGCAGAAAAAAAAAAGGAGGGGGGCUCUCGAGCGUCCUCGUGUGUGACUGACCAUCGCGAGCCCAUGCCUUGCAAGGAGGGAAUGCCAAAGCCGCUUCUCCUCAUUCUCCCUUUUGCGUCCCCCGCCCCCAGUGGAGCGAGGCCGGGGGUCCCCGGCCACUCGGGGAGGGCGGCUGCCCCCCAAGACCCUCCGGCCCUCGGAAGAUGGCAUUUUUGUGAUUUUUAGAAAGCUUCCCGUGGUGCUGGUGCAGCAACCAGAUGGAGGAGCUGUUGCCUUUUUUCCUCCAGCCCCUUUUCAGAACUUAGCAUGGAAAAGGCUCACAUCGGAGCCAUUGGGUUUGGUGCUUGCUGGGGUCCUGGCUUCGGAGGGGAGCCCUCCCGGGAUGUGAUGGAUGGCCGUGCUUUUUUUUUAAAUGUAUUUAUUCAUGGAGGAGCACGGAGUGACCCAGACAGAACAUAUGGCUACCAUCGAAGCUCAUGCAGUGGCCCAGCAAGUACAACAGGUCCAUGUAGCCACUUAUACAGAACACAGCAUGCUGAGUGCUGAUGAAGACUCUCCUUCUUCUCCUGAGGACACCUCCUAUGAUGAUUCGGACAUCCUCAACUCUACAGCCGCUGAUGAAGUAACAGCCCACUUGGCUGCAGCAGGUCCUGUGGGAAUGGCCGCAGCUGCUGCUGUGGCAACAGGAAAGAAACGAAAACGACCCCAUGUCUUUGAAUCUAAUCCUUCCAUCCGGAAGAGGCAGCAGACUCGGUUGCUAAGGAAACUUCGAGCCACUCUAGAUGAAUAUACAACUCGAGUGGGACAGCAAGCUAUUGUCCUGUGUAUCUCUCCCUCAAAACCUAACCCUGUUUUUAAAGUGUUUGGUGCAGCACCUUUGGAGAAUGUGGUGCGCAAGUACAAGAGCAUGAUCCUUGAAGACUUGGAAUCAGCCUUAGCAGAACACGCCCCUGCGCCACAGGAGGUUAACUCGGAGCUGCCACCUCUCACCAUCGAUGGAAUUCCUGUCUCUGUGGACAAGAUGACCCAAGCUCAGCUUCGGGCAUUCAUCCCAGAAAUGCUCAAGUACUCCACAGGCCGUGGGAAGCCAGGAUGGGGGAAAGAGAGCUGUAAACCAAUAUGGUGGCCAGAGGACAUCCCAUGGGCAAACGUCCGCAGUGAUGUCCGAACAGAAGAACAGAAGCAAAGGGUGUCAUGGACCCAAGCACUACGGACUAUAGUCAAAAACUGCUAUAAACAACAUGGGCGGGAAGAUUUGUUGUAUGCUUUCGAAGAUCAGCAAACACAACAGCAGGCUACAGCAACACAUAGUAUAGCACACCUGGUACCCUCCCAGACUGUAGUCCAGACCUUUAGCAAUCCUGACGGCACUGUCUCACUUAUCCAGGUUGGUACAGGAGCAACAGUAGCCACUUUGGCUGAUGCUUCUGAAUUGCCUACCACUGUCACUGUUGCCCAAGUGAACUACUCUGCUGUAACUGAUGGAGAGGUAGAACAAAAUUGGGCCACAUUACAGGGCGGUGAGAUGACCAUCCAGACAACACAAGCCUCAGAAGCAACCCAAGCAGUGGCAUCUUUGGCAGAGGCAGCUGUGGCAGCUUCUCAGGAGAUGCAACAAGGAGCAACUGUCACCAUGGCUCUCAACAGUGAAGCCGCCGCCCAUGCUGUCGCCACCCUGGCUGAGGCCACACUUCAAGGGGGAGGACAGAUCGUCCUGUCUGGGGAAACCGCAGCAGCCGUAGGAGCACUUACUGGAGUCCAGGAUGCUAAUGGCUUGGUGCAGAUUCCAGUGAGCAUGUAUCAGACUGUGGUAACCAGCCUGGCCCAAGGGAACGGUCCAGUCCAGGUGGCCAUGGCCCCCGUGACGACGAGGAUAGCGGACAGUGCUGUCACCAUGGAUGGCCAGGCUGUGGAGGUGGUGACAUUGGAACAGUGACACUGACCUGGAUCAUGGGGUCAUUUUCUACUCUACGACAAAGAAGUUUUUUACACGUUUGCAGAAGUGCAAUCAGCGCCAUUAAGUCCCCCAACUUUGGAAGCAAGUUUUGUUAUCCUUUUUUUUUAAAAGGAAAAAAAGGGGGGGAACAGAGGACACAUGAAAUGGCAUUUUUUUAAAA
Molecule: messenger RNA, 2451 nt
Organism: Antechinus flavipes (yellow-footed antechinus)
Lineage: Eukaryota; Metazoa; Chordata; Mammalia; Dasyuromorphia; Dasyuridae
Gene: NRF1
Product: nuclear respiratory factor 1
Exons: 11
Coding region: 747-2270 (507 amino acids)
Biological process (GO): regulation of transcription by RNA polymerase II
Cellular component (GO): nucleus
Molecular function (GO): RNA polymerase II cis-regulatory region sequence-specific DNA binding; DNA-binding transcription factor activity, RNA polymerase II-specific
Source: RefSeq, a predicted model, not a curated record